CCACUACCAAAAUUCCUCUUUCCAAGCAUGCCAAGUCCAGAUUGUCGAACAUGCCGUCUACGACGGAUCCGUUGUGAUCGUACAGAGCCGCAUUGUAAGAAAUGCCAGAAGAAGGGGCAUUCUUGCCCGGGAUACGGCAUCCAGUUCCGUUUCGCCAAAGGGAUUGCAAGUCGUGGCCGCUUCAAGGGCGCUGCUUCACCGAGCGAGACGAAAUCUCAAGCAAGUCAAUCAUCUCCAAAGAGUGAACCCGAGAGCGAGGCAUCACAUGCACCCCAUUUCGACGACAUCCCAGAGUCGACGCUGAACCAUCUUAUCAACUACUAUUCCACCAACCUCGCCCCCAUCAACGUCUGGGUCAACACGGUGCAGAACGAGUACACGCGCCUCGUCAUCCCGCUCGCCAAGACGCAGCCAUCCCUGCGGUUCGCCAUCCUCGGCAUCGCCGCGGCGCACCAGGCUGGCGCCUCACCCGAGUUCUCCCAGUCAGCGUGCCGCACGGCCAUGGAACUCAUCACGGAGCGAGUGCGAAGGCUGGCGGCCAUGGACCUGCAGGAAACCCGGUCCUACAUUGAAAAUGACGACGGCAGCCACGAGGCUAUCCUCGCUGCCACCCUCAUCCUGUCCAACCACUCGCUACUGGGUUCUGAUCUGCCGCUUGCUCUCUUUCAUAUCGAAGCCGCGAGGGUUCUGAUCAAGACACUUACAUCCGAAGCCAUGUCCAAGAGGGCCGUGUUCAUGUUUCUCACGAACCAAGUAGCGGCCCUCGACGUGCUAGCAUGCGCCACUCUUUUCAACCCUACCCACAUCAAGGACCCUGUUCUCCCAGAGCUUGGGCGUGGGCCUGUCAUCUUUGGCCACUACCUCCACAUCAUUCACAGUAUUACCAUGUCCUCUAUGCAGCUAGAGGAUGACCCUCCAUCCAUUGCAUCACUCGAAGAGAGGUUUGAGCUUGCCCGAGGCUCAACACUGAUGGCCAUAGGGCGUCUUGAAGCCCUACCCGAUGGGCCACACCGGCACGACGCCAUCCGCCUUGUGCAGGCUUUCCACCAUGCGGGCUUGCUCUACGCCUGCAAGCGUCUCAAUAUCCACGAGGACGAGAACUACCACUCCACCAAGCUGUUCAGAGUAUUCGAGCAAUUCGAGGACAUCAACCUUAGUCUGGCAAACCUUUCGUGGCCCGUCUUCAUGGCAGGGAUAUGUAGCUGCGGCAACCCUGAGCGUAUUCGUAUCAUCAAUGGCCUGUGCAAGACGCUGGUGGACAGUUCCCCUUUUCAGUACUACGCAAAUAUCCCCACGUUUCUCGAGGAGUUGUGGGCCAGGGAUGAUGGAGACUGGACGGCGCUGGCGAAGGAGUGGGAGAACCAGGGGAUGCCCGUAUUAGCAGUAUAA
Molecule: messenger RNA, 1389 nt
Organism: Fusarium keratoplasticum
Lineage: Eukaryota; Fungi; Ascomycota; Sordariomycetes; Hypocreales; Nectriaceae
Product: Zn(2)-C6 fungal-type domain-containing protein
Exons: 2
Coding region: 28-1389 (453 amino acids)
Biological process (GO): positive regulation of transcription by RNA polymerase II
Cellular component (GO): nucleus
Molecular function (GO): zinc ion binding; DNA-binding transcription factor activity, RNA polymerase II-specific; transcription cis-regulatory region binding
Source: RefSeq, a predicted model, not a curated record